UUACGGAUUUUGUUUUAACAAGCAACGUGUGCAACCGCCUUAACAUUUUGUUUUGUUUAACUUUCCGGCUGAGAUAUGGAUAUGCGUGGAUAUGCGUGUCCAUUAGAACGGAAAGUUUUUAUUUAAGAACACAUACUGUAAUAUUUUCGAAUUUCGUUGGUUUUUAACUUUCAAAGUCUAGUUAAUUUUUUGGGCAACCGAUUCAAAUUUAUCUGACUGGUGUUACUAAAAACCAAGGACAUAUUGAGUAGGUUCGUCAGCUGAUUGAAUAAAACUUUAAUUUCCGCGCGGUUAUCCGUCGUGUCGUCAACCAUGCCGACAAUUAAAGUAACUCCUUUGGGUGCUGGCCAGGAUGUAGGCCGCAGUUGUUUGCUAUUAUCCAUGGGAGGCAAAAACAUCAUGCUUGAUUGUGGCAUGCACAUGGGCUAUAACGAUGAACGCCGUUUUCCCGAUUUUUCGUACAUUGUGCCAGAAGGUGCCAUUACCAGCCACAUUGAUUGUGUCAUAAUUUCACAUUUUCAUUUGGAUCAUUGUGGUGCCUUGCCGUACAUGUCUGAGAUGAUUGGUUAUUCGGGCCCUAUUUACAUGACGCACCCAACUAAAGCCAUCGCCCCUAUUUUAUUGGAGGAUAUGCGUAAGGUGGCUGUCGAGCGUAAAGGCGAAUCAAAUUUUUUCACCACGCAAAUGAUUAAGGAUUGCAUGAAAAAGGUGACGGCCGUCACUUUGCAUCAAAGUGUCAUGGUAGAUAAUGAAUUGGAGAUUAAGGCCUACUAUGCAGGUCACGUGUUAGGUGCUGCAAUGUUUUGGCUGCGCGUGGGUUCACAAUCAGUUGUCUAUACGGGCGAUUAUAAUAUGACGCCUGACCGUCACUUGGGAGCGGCAUGGAUAGACAAAUGCCGGCCUGAUUUGCUAAUUAGCGAAAGCACCUAUGCAACAACUAUACGUGACUCGAAGCGUUGUAGGGAACGAGAUUUCCUAAAGAAGGUACACGAAUGUGUUGCCAGAGGCGGAAAAGUGCUCAUUCCGGUAUUUGCAUUGGGACGCGCUCAAGAGCUAUGCAUUCUAUUGGAAACUUAUUGGGAGCGAAUGAAUUUGAAAUUCCCCAUUUACUUUGCGGUCGGAUUAACGGAAAAGGCUAACACCUAUUACAAAAUGUUUAUCACAUGGACUAACCAGAAGAUACGCAAAACAUUCGUGCAACGCAAUAUGUUUGACUUCAAGCACAUAAAACCAUUCGACAAGGCCUACAUUGAUAAUCCAGGUGCAAUGGUUGUCUUUGCUACACCAGGAAUGUUACACGCUGGCUUAUCGCUACAGAUUUUCAAGAAGUGGGCACCUAAUGAGAACAACAUGGUCAUCAUGCCCGGCUAUUGUGUACAGGGCACCGUAGGCAAUAAGAUACUCGGAGGCGCCAAAAAAGUCGAAUUUGAAAACCGGCAAGUAGUUGAAGUAAAAAUGUCGGUCGAAUAUUUAAGCUUCUCUGCACAUGCGGACGCAAAAGGCAUCAUGCAGUUAAUACAAAACUGUGAGCCCAAAAACGUUAUGUUGGUGCAUGGUGAGGCUGAAAAGAUGCAAUUUUUACGCACUAAAAUUAUGGAGGAGUUCAGCAUCGAGACAUAUAUGCCUGCCAACGGCGAGACUUGCGUUAUAUCUACCCCUGUAAAAAUACCAGUUGACGCUUCCGUUUCACUGCUGAAAUCAGAAGCACGCAAUUACAAUGCCCAACCGCCAGAUCCUAAGCGUCGACGCCUCCUGCACGGUGUACUUGUGAUGAAAGACAAUCGCAUAAUGUUGCAGAAUUUGACCGACACGUUGAAAGAAUUCGGUAUUAAUCGUCAUGUAAUGCGCUUCACCUCAAAGGUGAAAAUGGAUGAUCCGGGACCACGUUUGCGUACUGGCGAAAAACUUUUCGCUUUGCUGCAAGACAAACUGGUGGGCUGGACCGUGAGUAUGCAGGAAAGUUGCACCAUAUGCGUAGAAACAGUCGAGAUUAAAAUUGAGGAAGACGAAAAAGAUCCAAAACAUAAAACUGUGCUUAUAACUUGGACCAAUCAGGAUGAAGACAUAGGCGCUUACAUACUGAACCUUCUCCAGAAUAUGUGUUAAUAUCUAAUUUUUUUUUAUUCAGUUAUUCAUCUGCCUUAAUACAAGCAGCUUUGCUAAUACUGAGUAAGCACACAAAGUUGAUAAUAAAAUAUGUUUUUAUUAUUGUAAGACAA
Anastrepha ludens (Mexican fruit fly) is the source of this 2219-nucleotide messenger RNA. It is a transcript of the gene IntS11, whose product is annotated as integrator complex subunit 11. The transcript has 3 exons. Gene Ontology annotation, biological process: snRNA processing. The record is from RefSeq and is a predicted model, not a curated record. Lineage: Eukaryota; Metazoa; Arthropoda; Insecta; Diptera; Tephritidae. Bases 313 to 2106 code for a protein of 597 amino acids. Gene Ontology annotation, cellular component: nucleus.